Molecule: messenger RNA, 1404 nt
Organism: Zingiber officinale
Lineage: Eukaryota; Viridiplantae; Streptophyta; Magnoliopsida; Zingiberales; Zingiberaceae
Product: methyltransferase N6AMT1-like
Exons: 2
Coding region: 449-1180 (243 amino acids)
Biological process (GO): methylation
Cellular component (GO): eRF1 methyltransferase complex
Molecular function (GO): nucleic acid binding; S-adenosylmethionine-dependent methyltransferase activity; protein methyltransferase activity
Source: RefSeq, a predicted model, not a curated record
GCAAAGCAUAUUCACAGGAGAUAGAAUUAAGAAUAUUGAUUCCCUGCACCAAUGCAAGCUUUCAUCUAAAGACCAUCAAAAUGCACAUAAUGUACUGAAAAAAAGAGCAUGUAGUAGGAUGUGCUCGAUAGGGACUUGGAACGCAAGCAGAAGUCUUUAUCGACCACAGUUAUCCUGAAAGCUAAAAGAACAACAUUGAACAAGAGUUUAGUGUUGUAAUCUAGUCUUUCAAUUGGAAGAAACUUGAGGAAGGGUGGCCUACUAGACUGUGACUCGGCCCGGUGUCGACGCAAGAGAGGAGGAGAGGGUCGCGCCUCUCCAGUCGCGAACAGGGAGUGACAGCGGCACUAGAUUAGAACACUAAACUCUUGUUCAAUGUUGUUCUUUUAGCUUUCAGGAUAACUAUGGUCGAUAAAGACUUCUGCUUGCAUUCCAGGUAUCACCCACGAUGUCCGCCAGAACUGCUCACAUCCAGCUUGUUCGUUUCCAUCCUGAGGUGUAUGAGCCAUGUGAUGACUCGUUUGCUUUGGUUGAUGCACUCUUAGCAGACAGGAAACAUCUGAUAGAGCAACGGCCAAGACUAUGCAUGGAGGUGGGCUGUGGUAGUGGCUAUGUAAUCUCUUCUCUGGCCAUCAUGCUCAGUGAACUUGGCAAUGGAGUUAAUUACUUCGCUACAGACAUUAACCAAGAUGCAGCUGAAGCAACCCGGGCAACGCUGGAAGCUCAUGGAUUGCAUGCUGAAAUUGUUGUUACUGAUAUUGCUUCUGGUCUUCAAAAAAACCUUGCCGGCAUGGUUGAUGUGGUUGUUGUAAAUCCUCCCUAUGUGCCAACUUCUGAAGAAGAGAUUGGUUGCAAGGGGAUCACUGCUUCAUGGGCUGGAGGAUAUAGCGGUCGCAGUGUCAUCGACAGGAUCCUUCCUGUUGCUGACGAACUUUUAUCUCAGAAAGGUUGGUUAUAUAUGGUCACCCUAACCGCAAAUAACCCAUCACAGAUAUGCCGCUUGAUGAAACAAAAGGGGUAUGCAUCACGUAUUAUUGUGCAGAGGUCCACUGAAGAAGAAAGCCUUCACGUCAUCAAAUUUUGGCGGGAUGUUGCUCCUGAUCGAAGCAAAGGUUCUGAUUCUUGGUUCUCCCAAUUUCCUCUUAAAUCUUUCUGGCAAAAUAGUGAAAGUAAUGACUGAGUUUGCUUUGAGGGAAAAACACUCCUGACAGAAUCGUUAACUCAGAACAGUCUAGUUCAGCUCACUGAUAGAGCCCUCCGAAUAGAUUUGAAGGUCAUAUACCUGUUAUCAAGUUAGUAGCCUUUUGCAAGAAUUUCAGGCAAAUUGUCUAUGAAUUGUCAACUUAAACACUACUAUAUUUGAACAUGACCUGUCAUUAAUCACCUGCUUAUCGUUUUUGCUGA